AUGAGCUCUAUCACACCCGAUGCUAGCAAUUCGAAUUCCAUUCUUCAUCUUUGCUUUGCGUUUUCCACAGACUUUGGCGGUGAAACAACCCACGGAGAUGAAAGUGAGGGGGAAGUCAGCUGGAUCGAAGGUGUGGCCAUCCUCUGCGCCGUAGUUGUGGUGGUUCUUGUUACAGCUACAAACGAUUGGCAAAAAGAGCGGCAAUUUCGUGGAUUACAAGACAAAAUUGAGUCGGAUCAUCGAAUGUCCGUUGUUCGAGAAGGCGAAAUUGUGGAAGUCCUUGUGGGAGAUAUUGUGGUGGGCGAUAUUUGUCUUGUCAAAUACGGUGAUUUGCUUCCUGCUGAUGGUGUGAUUAUCCAAAGCAACGAUCUCAAAGUUGAUGAGAGUUCAUUGACCGGCGAACCGGAUCAUGUGAAGAAAGGCGAUGCCAUUGAUCCUAUGCUUUUGUCUGGUACGCAUGUGAUGGAAGGUUCCGGCAAGAUGGUUGUCACCGCAGUGGGAGUCAAUUCACAAGCUGGAAUUAUUUUCACGUUGCUUGGGGCAACCGAGGGUGACACCACGGCCGUCCCUCCACCACCGACCGAUCUGCAUGNAUGA
Molecule: messenger RNA, 597 nt
Organism: Echinostoma caproni
Lineage: Eukaryota; Metazoa; Platyhelminthes; Trematoda; Plagiorchiida; Echinostomatidae
Source: the annotation of a GenBank genome assembly